AUGGUGACGAUUACGAAUGCACAUACCGAGCUAAUCCACGAUGCGGUUCUCGAUUACUACGGAAAGCGCCUGGCAACAUGUUCUUCGGACAAGACAAUCCAGAUCUUCGAAGUCGAUGGGGAUUCACACAAGCUAGUAGACUCGCUGCACGGCCAUGAGGGUCCAGUGUGGCAGGUUGACUGGGCACACCCCAAAUUCGGGGUUAUUUUGGCGUCGUGCUCCUACGAUGGCAAGGUGUUGAUAUGGAAGGAGGAAAACGGGCGCUGGUCGCAAAUCGCGGCCUAUGAGGUGCACUCUGCGUCCGUCAAUUCGGUCAAGUGGGCGCCACACGAGUACGGGCCUCUUUUGCUGUGCUCCUCCAGCGACGGCAAGUUCUCGGUGGUUGAGUUCAAAGAGAACGGCACGACGUCGCCGAUCAUCAUCGACGCACAUGCCAUUGGUGUCAACGCCGCAUGCUGGGCGCCCGCCACGAUCGAAGACGACGGACAGCAGUCACAGCACCUACGCCGGAUUGCGACCGGCGGGGCCGACAACCUCGUGAAGAUCUGGAAGUACAACCCGGAGGCGAAUACCUACCUGUUAGAGGACACGCUAGCCGCCCACGCGGACUGGGUACGGGAUGUGGCCUGGUCUCCGUCAGUUCUCCCACGCGCAUACCUCGCCACCGUUUCACAGGACCGCACAUGUAUUAUUUGGACCCAGGAAAACAACCAGGGUCCAUGGACAAAGACCCUCCUAAAAGAAGACAAGUUCCCAGACGUUUUAUGGAGAGCUAGCUGGUCACUAUCGGGAAACAUUCUAGCAUUAUCUGGUGGGGACAACAAGGUUACACUAUGGAAGGAAAACCUCGAGGGCAAGUGGGAAUCCGCGGCCGAAAUAGAGCAAUGA
Messenger RNA from Eremothecium gossypii ATCC 10895, 888 nucleotides. RefSeq names its product GTPase-activating protein SEC13 (gene SEC13). NCBI's taxonomy places the organism in Eukaryota, Fungi, Ascomycota, Saccharomycetes, Saccharomycetales, Saccharomycetaceae. The transcript has a single exon. Gene Ontology annotation, cellular component: COPII vesicle coat; nuclear pore outer ring. The coding region runs from base 1 to 888 and encodes 295 amino acids. The record is from RefSeq and is marked provisional. Gene Ontology annotation, biological process: positive regulation of TOR signaling; protein import into nucleus; COPII-coated vesicle budding. Gene Ontology annotation, molecular function: structural molecule activity; protein binding.